This is a messenger RNA of Symbiodinium necroappetens, 1755 nucleotides long. NCBI's taxonomy places the organism in Eukaryota, Dinophyceae, Suessiales, Symbiodiniaceae. The record is from the annotation of a GenBank genome assembly.
AUGGCGGACAAGUAUGAACUGCUCCCUGCUGAUGCACCCGCCGGACACAUCGCGCAUAAGCGAGUGAGGUUUGAUGCGAAAGACGGGAAUCGUGCGAUGUUCCGCUUCAAAGGACAGCAUUUUCAGACCUGCACUACAAAAGCAGGCACGCGCCACGCUGCCGAGGUUAUAGCCCGUGCAUGUUGGAUGCGCUUCGAGGAUGGGGAGGACAAGGACGCUGUCACCGCGUUCCGCAAUCGAUGCUACGAAGUGGUGAGUUCGCAUGACGCUGAGUCGGCCAAGCGGCCACGAACCUCCAGGCCGAAUGAUAACAAGGAAGUCAUGCAGCUCGACAUGAUGAGGUAUAGACUUGGCUUGCCUGCCACGCUCACCGAACUGCCAAAGCUCAGCGACCGGGAGCAAGAGCAAAGGCUCGAAGCCGCCGCUUCACACGUGAAGUUUCCAAGUCAGCAGACUGCCGAUUCGAUUCCCGAGAAAGUUUCGAAUGUGGACAAAGCAUCCUCUCCCGAGACGGCGAAUUCGGCAGCAGAGAACGUGGCAAAUCGUAAAGUCGAAGACGAGGCGUCAACGACGACGGCAGAAGCCAGUGAUGCGACGCCCACCAAGGUCAAAGCUUCUUCCAAAGUAGAAAGGCAAGCCUCCUCUUCUGAGAAGACGAAGGCAGCAGAUGCCGCGGCCAAGCCGAACAUCAAAGAAGAGGUCAAAGCUGCCUCUAUGGCGUCAGACUCCACUUCUGAGAAGACGAAGGCAGCAGAUGCCACGGCCAAGCCGAACAUCGAAGAAGAGGAUGAGGCGCCCAGCCAAACGAAAAGUACCGGCAGCACAGAAGCCAAGAAGCCUUCCAAAACUGUCGAGACGGUCAAAGCUGCCUCUAUAGCGUCAGACUCCACUUCUGAGAAGACGAAGGCGGCAGAUGCCACGGCCAAGCCGAACAUCGAAGAAGAGGAUGUGGCGUCCAGCCAAACGAAAAGUACCGGCAGCACAGAAGCCAAGGAGACAGCGACAGAGAAGGCAGAAAGCGACGUGAAGCCUUCCAAAACUGUCGAGACGGUCAAAGCUUCUUCUAAGCCAGCCUCUUCUGAGACGACGACGAAGGCAGCAGAUGCCGCGGCGAAGCCAAAAGACAAAGAAGAGGCGUCGAAGCCUUCUCAGGUCAAAGCUUCCUCUAAGCCAGCUUCAUCAGCCUCCUCUUCUGAGAAGACGAAGGCAGCAGAUGACACGGCCAAGCCGAACAUCGAAGAAGAGGAGGCAGCAUCCAGCCAAACAAAGAGCUCCGGCAGCUCCGCAAAAAGGGAUAAAGCAACACAGAAGGCAGAAAGUAACGGAAAGCGCUCCAAGGCUGUCCCAUCUGUCAAAGCGGCCGCCAAGACCCGCCCAGCAAAAGAAGCGAAGCCGAAAGAUGCUACGGCAAAGCAGAAGGUGGAAAAACAGAUGCUGCAGUCUUCUCAGGAAGCGGCGGCUGCAUCCGCCAAGGGUGGCUCAAGGAGGGUGGAGUGCGAAGCCUCCACCGCAGCCUGCGGGCCGCAGACCUUCGCCUACAGCGGGAGCUUCGAGGCAGAUGUCCAGAAGAUCUUGGCUGGCGCAGUCCUCGAGGACAGCUCCUCCAAGGUUUCGACGAUCUCUGAGGACGACACACCUGCCCAAGCUGCACGAGACACGGCUAAGAAGCGGAAGGCUGCUGAGAAGAAGGCCCAGGCGACGGAGGAACAUCUGGAGUCAUUAAUCGAGAGGAAGAUCAACCUUAUUGCUGUGGCA